Molecule: messenger RNA, 1305 nt
Organism: Cyprinodon tularosa
Lineage: Eukaryota; Metazoa; Chordata; Actinopteri; Cyprinodontiformes; Cyprinodontidae
Product: proteoglycan 4-like
Exons: 3
Coding region: 1-1305 (434 amino acids)
Source: RefSeq, a predicted model, not a curated record
AUGACAGGAAAACAAGCCACAGCGCCCCCUACAGGCCACAGCGCCCCCUACAGGCCACAGCUCUCCCUACAGACCACAGCGCCCCCUACAGGCUACAGUGCCCCCUUCAGGCCACAGCGCCCCCUACAGGCCACAGCGCCCCCUACAGGCCACAGUGACCCCUACAGGCCACAGUGCCCCCUUCAGGCCACAGCGCCCCCUACAGGCCACAGCGCCCCCUACAGGCCACAGCUCUCCCUACAGACCACAGCGCCCCCUACAGGCUACAGUGCCCCCUUCAGGCCACAGCGCCCCCUACAGGCCACAGCGCCCCCCUACAGGCCACAGCCACAGCGCCCCCUACAGGCCAGAGCGACCCCUACAGGCCACAGCGCCCCCUACAGGCCACAGUGCCCCCUACAGGCCACAGCGCCCCCUACAGGCCACAGCGCCCCCUACAGGCCACAGUGCCCCCUACAGGCCACAGCGCCCCCUACAGGCCAGAGCGACCCCUACAGGCCACAGCGUCCCCUACAGGCCACAGUGCCCCCUACAGGCCACAGCGCCCCCUACAGGCCACAGCGUCCCCUACAGGCCAGAGUGACCCCUACAGGCCACAGCGCCCCCUACAGGCCACAGCGCCCCCUACAGGCCACAGAGCCCCCUACAGGCCAGAGCGACCCCUACAGGCCACAGCGUCCCCUACAGGCCACAGAGCCCCCUACAGGCCACAGCGCCCCCUACAGGCCACAGCGUCCCCUACAGGCCAGAGUGACCCCUACAGGCCACAGCGCCCCCUACAGGCCACAGCGUCCGCUACAGGCCAGAGUGACCCCUACAGGCCAGAGUGACCCCUACAGGCCACAGCGCCCCCUACAGGCCACAGCGCCCCCUUCAGGCCAGAGCGACCCCUACAGGCCACAGCGCUCCCUACAGGCCACAGUGCCCCCUACAGGCCACAGCGCCCCCUACAGGCCACAGCGCCCCCUACAGGCCACAGAGACCCCUACAGGCCACAGCGCCCCCUACAGGCCAGAGCGACCCCUACAGGCCACAGCGACCCCUACAGGCCACAGCGCCCCCUACAGGCCACAGCGCCCCCUACAGGCCACAGCGUCCCCUACAGGCCAGAGUGACCCCUACAGGCCACAGCGCCGCCUACAGGCCAGAGUGACCCCUACAGGCCACAGCGUCCCCUACAGGCCACAGCGCCCCCUACAGGCCACAGCGUCCCCCACAGGCCACAGCGUCCCCCACAGGCCACAGCGUCCCCCACAGGCCACAGCAGGGAUUUAUUCUAUCCUGAUUAAAACAUGGAAACUAUAA